AUGAUCAGCUCCAGCUCGUCCGGUAUGGACCAGGAUAGCCAUCUUGCUAUGGACAGCUCAUAUUCCAAUGACCAUUGGAACAGUAUGAAUCCGUAUAGUCAGAUCUCUAUCUCGCCUUCCGGAGGGGAAUACUACAUGCCGUCAAACUAUCAUGGACUGCCGUCCGAGUCGAUCAACUCUAGUCAUAUGGCACCGCCGCCCAUUCCGCACCAACUACAACCAUCGCACCAUCAACAACAACACCACCAGGGGGGACACUACACCAACCAAUUGCCUCAUCAGUUGUUGAUUCAUCCCCAAAACACCACGUCGCAAGUGAGUUGGCCAAGUCUGCGCACAAACCCGAGUCAGAGUUACGGGAAUGCACCGAUACGGAUUCCACCACGAGCAACGCCUCCCCUCAAACAGCAGCCCAAGCUGCCGUCUCUCACCACGUCAACUCCGCGGAAAACUCUGACCAAUGAAGAUCGCCGACGAAUGUGCCAGUAUGCCGAGGACCACCCCAAUGUCAAGCAAACGGAGAUCGGACUCAAAUUUGGUGUAGAGAGAAGUACAGUAUCAAAGGUCCUACGGAAGAAGGACCAAUAUCUCAACCAGGAUGACCGAGCCGGCUCUCCAGUGAAAAAGCCAAACAAGGGGAAAAAUGCUGGUGAGCUAGAGCGAACGCUCUUGAACUGGGCAAGGAAUCAACUGAGAAAGGGGAUUCUGGUCAGCGACGAGGAGCUCGAGAAGCAGGCCAAGGCAUUCUUUGCAGUAACAGGUAGUUCCGAUGAUCCAGCCAAGAUGAUCAACAAGAAUUGGCUCGAGAAAUUCAAGCAAAAGAACGGCCUGGGACGCGGGAAGCAGAUUCGCAGGGCAUCAGAAACUGCGAUACCGGACGAUGCCAAACUCUCUACAGAGUCACCGAUCAUUUCAGCCUCGCAGACACCAGGAGGUAUUUCACCAGUGUCACCCAUCGAGUCAGGAACACCACCAGUUGUGUCAGCCACGCCGAGCAACGAGGGAUUGGAGCCAGCCACGGGGUUCUCUGGAUUCGAGAGCACUCAGUAUAAGCAUUCACAAAACGCUGCAACUCUUGAUAGUGCCAUUGCUGAUCCUGCCUCCGGUUCGUUCUCCGCCGGGGCUUUCAGUCCGAACUCCCAGUUCACGUUCUCUCCGGAUCCAAACAGUGGACUAUUCGACCCACAGCGUUUGCCAUUGGAGGCUGAUGCCUUUCACCGACCGAGAAGCCAGACCUUUCCGACUUUAGACAUCGAAUUUGUCCAACAGCAGUCGUCCGAGCCUCCUACCCCAAAGUACAGCGCCUCCGCGACUGCUCCUUCAUCUGCUCUGGAUUCGCCAGCCCACGAGAUUCCCACGCAACCAUUUGGAGUUGACUCAACUAUUUCUCCUAUACUACACCACAGCCGGAGUAGUAGUAGCCUAGGUGGGAGAUCAAUACAUACUCCUAUUCUACCAAGCGCGGCGGUGUCAUCACCAAGUUCUCCCACACAAGAAGAUGCGCGACGAGCCGCAGAUACUCUCCUCAACUUCAUGCAAGGGCACGGGUUAACGAACAGCGAUGAGUUUGCGACAAUCAUGCGGUUGACGGAGAAGUUAAGAAUACACCAGCAACAACACCAAACCUUCAAGCCCUUGUUGCCAGCCGGAAUGAUGGGGGGACUAACCAGGAUACCCGAGGGCGACGCAGAGAUGUCGAAUAAUGCGGCACACAUGGUGAAGGAUGAAGCAAUGAUGACCGGCUAA
Messenger RNA from Pestalotiopsis fici W106-1, 1746 nucleotides. RefSeq lists its product as uncharacterized. Gene Ontology annotation, cellular component: nucleus. Gene Ontology annotation, molecular function: DNA binding. Bases 1 to 1746 code for a protein of 581 amino acids. The transcript is spliced from 2 exons. Lineage: Eukaryota; Fungi; Ascomycota; Sordariomycetes; Amphisphaeriales; Sporocadaceae. The record is from RefSeq and is a predicted model, not a curated record.